Ostrinia nubilalis (European corn borer) is the source of this 5842-nucleotide messenger RNA. RefSeq lists its product as uncharacterized. Bases 2260 to 4905 code for a protein of 881 amino acids. The record is from RefSeq and is a predicted model, not a curated record. NCBI's taxonomy places the organism in Eukaryota, Metazoa, Arthropoda, Insecta, Lepidoptera, Crambidae. The transcript has 5 exons.
GGCAAGUUUCCUUCUGCCGCGCUUCACUUUCAAAACUAUGGCUGGUUUUAGAGUCACGCUGACCGUCAGCGCUGACAGCCGAAAUGUAUGAAGCGUCGGCGCCGAGCGAUCAGCGUCACUCAGGAACUUUCCCUUCAAUUACAUACAUAUUGAUCUGUCAGCGCCGAAGAUCAGCGAGCAGUCAGCGCGAUACUAAAACCAGCCUAUAGGUAUUAGGGCAAGUGUGGUAUCAUUUUUGGAUAAUUCAAGGAUGGCAGAUUCAUUUCGUUCAUUUCAUUGAGCACAAUAAAAUUCACAAAAAGUAAAAAGUAUUUUUUUAAACCACUGGUGAUAAUCUAAUAAAAUAAAGAUAAUUAUGUCCUGAAAGCUACAUUUAUCAGGAUUAUAAUAUAGGUAUAUAAACAAAAUAAAACAUUUUCAUAACCGACUAAGUGACAUUAUAAGACUUUCGUCAUCAGAACUCUCAGCCCAUUUUAACGCGAAAAUUCAAACUGUUAUUUCUGGGAAUGCCGGGUGGCUCAUGCAAAAUGAUUUCAGAAUUUAGUGGAGUUUUAAAUCCGCCCCUGCUUCGCACAGGCACAAUCAUCAUUACCAUCAUUUCAGCCACAGGACGUCCACUGCUGAACAUAGGCCUCCCCCAAUGACUUCCACAUCGCACGGUUGGUAGCAGUCUGCAUCUGCGCCUUCCUGCUUCCUUUAUCAGGUCGUCGGUCCACCUUGUGGGUGGACGUCUCACGCUGCGUUUAUAACCUGCCGCAGCGUAUGGAUGUGGUCUAUGAUACUAUAACCUUUCCGGAAACUGGCUUGUUCGGAAGGCUGGAAAUCAUGGCUCAAAAGUGAGAUGGGUCUGUAAUUCUUCGGUAAAAGUGUUAUCUCCUUUCUUGAAGCAGAGCACCACCACGCUUCUGUUCCAUGCCUCUGGCGUUAUUCCCUCGAGUAAGACGGAGUUGAAGAGCCUCUGAAGGACCUUCAGUAUCGGUGUACCACCCGCGUUCAGAAGCUCCGAGGUUAUUCCGUCAUCAUGUCACCGGCUUUAGUUCGUUUACGGAGCUUCUCAUUUCUGAUUCGAUCUCGUAAAGAAACACUAAGCACAGCCCUCUUCAUAGCACGUUGUGCGACUUUAAGAGGCCAUGUUUCCGAGCCGUAUAUCAUCACUGGUAACACACACUGAUUGAAGACUUUCGUCUUUAAGCACUGAGGUAUUUUGGACGAAAAGAUGUUGUGUAGUUUCCCGGAAGCGGCCCAGCCGAGUAAGAUUCGUCGAUUUACCGCUUUCUCGAAAUUGAAUCUACCUAGCUGAAUCGUUUGUCCGAGGUAGACAUACUUGUCAACAAUCUCGAGAAUCGAGCUCCCAAGCGAAAACAGGUAGGGUGCAACAUGGUCAUAAGCUUCGUUUUGUCCAUGUUCAUCCGAAGGCCUACCUGUUGGGAGAUUCGAUUAAGGUCUUUGAGCAUUGUGCCGAGGUCUUCCAGCGACUCCGCCCUAGCACGUAAAACUGAUGGCCGAUGGGGCAGCAAGGUUCUGGAGUGGAAGCCACGUACCGGAAACCUUCCGAUAUUACAUGCCCUAAUCAGAACCGAAAGUAUUUUCUAAAAUCGGUUUUUCGGUAAUCAUUGCCGAUUUUCCGUGGUUUUCAGUUCAUACGGUGUUGGACAUCUAUAAAGUUCCGUGUGCAGUUUUUGGUCUGCCAUAGGACGCAUCUCCGGGUUGUGAAUAGGGAAACGCCCUCCAGUCACCGGGGGGCCUACUAGUUUACCAGCGCAGACAGAAACCCAAGCGCGGCAGAUCUCUCGGUGAGCCUGUCGGGCAACCUGUAACCCACAAUUUGAGUGAACAGGGGGCCGUCGAGGCAUUUGCCCGAACUACGAUGCAGGGGACAUCUUUAAAAACCUUCACAGGUGGGGGCUGGCGGGCUUUGUGGCAGGUUUGGCGGUCAUAGCUAGUUUUAACAUACUUGUAAUAAAUUGUAAUCUAUUCUACAUGGGGUUCUUUAAUAUAUAUAUACGCAUAAUUAAAAACAUUGCAUGUUCCAUAAAUCUCUUUCACAAAAGGUCGAUGUGCGAUUUUCCAUGCCAGGCACUGUAUCCAUCAUCCAGCAGUUUCCCAUUUGGAAAAAACAAUUUCAAAUGUAGGAUGUAGGUAUUUUUUAUAAAUAACAACUACUUGAAUAACUGUAUCGAUAUCUCUCUUUAAGGACCUAUGUGAGUUGAAUCACGGACUGUACUAAGGUACAUUAUCUGCAUUCAUUACAAACGAACGAUGGAAAUGAUGGAAUCUAUAUUUUGUGUAAAUUGUGGCUCAGCUAGUGGCUCUAUGGUGCUGGAAGAUGAACAGAUUCUUCACUGCAUUCAACAAUGGAGGGCUCCACUUUCGGUGCAGCCUCAUGAUUUAAUAUGUACGACUUGUUGGACUGAAGCCAGUCAAGCAACUACAAACUCGAGCUCAGGUGGGAGGAACUGUGCUCUUUGUAAAGUGGUUUUGCCACCUCGUAAACGAUCACAUCAAUUAAUUGCAUUGAGAACAGAUACUGAACAUCAUGUGAAAAUCAGAAACAUUAUCUUGGAAAGACUUCUACCAUUGCAGGUUCGUGCAUCACAUCACAUUUGUCAUCCUUGUUGGCAAAGAGCUGACAGAUCUGCAAAACAUUAUUCAUUGCCAUCAUCAUCAAGGGAUACUGCAGCUUCAGGCGUACCAUUGAGAUGUAUUAACUGUAAUAUUGAUGUGACCCGAUUGAGACGACAUGUUUUAGUAGAAAAUAAUGCAAUCCUGUUACAAGUACAACAACAGAUUACACCAAGAGUGGCUACUUCAGCUGACUUCAUUUGUGAUGCAUGUCAUACAUUGAUAUCUGAAAGAUUAAGUGCUGCAACAGCCUCAGAAGAUACUACUCCCAUUGUGGGUCACCAAAACAUUUGCAUAAUAUGUGGUCGAUCAUUGUUUAAUGCUCGAAGUCACGAUUUGCAAGAAGAAGUCUAUCGCCACAUUUCACACGUUGUUCAAAAUUGGGUUCAACCUCGUCAGCUUCAACCGUCAGACCGCGUAUGUCAUAGAUGUUACCAGCGAGCAGAGGCCGCUUUGAAUGAAACAAGAGCUAAUAAUGUUCCACAACUUGAUAGAAUUAUACUACAAAAUUACUCAAGAGCUCCUUAUACACAUGCACGCUGCAUGUUUCCAACCUGUACCAGUACAUCUCAACAAGUCGUUCCACAUAUGUUACGAGUAAGGCUUUUUAGUGACCACAAAUACUAUAUUCCACGAGAUUGUCGCAUAUGCAGCUUCCAUUUAGAAAGACAGGAAUGGUUACAAUUGUUUGAAGAAACUUCAAAUCACUGUUUUACAGCUGCAUAUAUUGAAGAUUUUUGUGAAUUACUAAAAAGUGAUAAAAACACAAUUACUUUUAAUGAUAUUGAUGGGAUGGAUGAAAAUCUAUUUUAUUAUUGGUUGGGACAUACAAAACAGCAAUUCAGAGACUUAGAAGCAGAAUUGCCUGAAUUCCGAAACCGUGCUACAGCACUUGGUGCAUACUUAAUGAAAUUACGAACUGGAGAUUCAGACGAAAGAAUUUCCACAUUGUUGAAUAUGAGUAGAACGACUUUAACAAAGCUAUUAAAUAAAGCACGAGAUGUUAUGACAGAGCAUUUCGUUCCGCAACAUUUAGGACUUCAACAUAUAUCGAGAAACCAAAUUGCCGAAAAGAAUCUAUAUAUUCCCAAUGCCUUAUUCGGAAACCCAGGAAGUAAUAUUGAAGAUAGAAAGGCAAUUGUAAUAAUGGAUGGCACAUAUAUAUAUGUACAAAAGAGCUCCAAUUAUUCUUAUCAAAAAAAGACGUAUUCUUUGCACAAGUACCGGAACCUGGUCAAACCGUUCCUCAUUGUAUGCUGCGAUGGUUAUAUUGUCGACGUGCUAGGUCCGUUUCCUGCAACGAAAUCAGACGCUGACAUAUUAAAAGAUGAGGUCAGGGACCCUUCACAACCUCUACGACAGUAUUUUAAAGAAGGAGAUAUAUUUAUUCUUGACAGAGGAUUUCGAGACUGUAUUCCGAUUUUAGAAAACCUACAUUAUUCGGUGCAUUACCCUCUAUCACUAGAAUCGGGGGAAUACCAAAUGAAUACUGAAAAUGCCAAUGAGUCCCGUAAAGUUACUCUCUGUCGAUGGGUCGUAGAGGUUGUGAACGGGAGAUUCAAAAGAGACUUUAAAUUGCUACGGCAGGAUUAUUUUAACAAAGCGUCGAAACAUUUAAUGGCCGAUUUUAAAGUAGCAGCAGCUCUAAUUAACAGAUUCCAUCCACUUUUAGUAGACAGAGAUGACGCUAGAGAAAUCGUCUCAGUUAUUCAAGAAAAAAUAUUUACAAAUAAUACGUUGGCAGAAUUUGUGGAAACCAAUAAUUUAAAUCGAAAGAGGGCUAAUUUUGAAAGCAUAACCGUUCAAAUAAAUAACCUCAAUAAUUUUCCACAACUGGAAUAUAGCGAUUUAAUUUUGAUAUCGUUAGGCGUAUAUCAAAUUAAACAAGCGAGAUCUUACUAUGGGGAGCAUAUUCGCCAAGACGGAAACUAUAUUAUAGAAGUUUGUCGGGAGGUUGACCGACAGUUGGUCACUGAAUUACAUUUGCUUCAUUCUGAAAAUGUUUGGCUACUGAGGGGAAAAAUACACAGCCGCCACAUCAGUCACAAAACUUAUUUUGUUUAUGUUUUGGUUGACGGAUCAGAAAUUGGGACAUACGCAAUUAAGCAAUAUUGCUGCAAUUGUGUUGUUGGGCGCAGAACCAUAGGUUGCUGCGCCCAUGUAAUGACCAUUAUAUGGUAUUUAAGUUGGGCCCGAUUCCAAGAGAAUCUAAACCCCCCGGCACAGUUUUUGGACGACAUUUUGCUUCAAAAUAUUGAUGAAAUGCAAAAUGAUAGUAUUUAGUUAUUUUUAUAUAUAAAAACCACAAAUAUGUAAGUGUAGUUUUUUCAUCUCGGCUUUAGGCUAAGAACUCACGGCGCGAUUACGUUUGUGUUUUUUCAUCUCGGCUUUAAGGCUGCGUUUCUACCAGACAUGUGCGAGGAUACGUAGCAAAGAAUGUGUUUGUAAAGAAUCAAUAGAAUCGAUUCAUUUACCUCGAGGUUGUUUACAACACAUCCCUCGCUACGCAUCCUCGCACAUCUCUGGUGGAACGCAGCCUUAAAGCCGAGAUGAAAAAACACAAACAGGUAAAAAUAACUAAAUACUAUCAUUUACCUCUGCUAUUGGUUCGAUUCGAUUCUGUUGGUUCUUUACAAAUACAUCAUCUGCCGUUUGGUGUAGUGAUUCGGAACGGACUACUAUGCCGAGAGGUCCCGGGUUCGAUUCCCGGCCGGGCAGAAAUUGAAAUAAUGACUCUUAAUUUCUGUGACAGGUCAUGGUGUUACCAUGUAUAAUAUGUGUAUUAAAAAAGUAUUAAAGCAGAAUAUCCGUUAAGCUAGCAUCCAAAACACAAGCAUAUUAGUUGUUUACUUGUGGCAAGAUAGCGCUGUGUGAAAUUGUCCAAAGAUAUUAUUAAGAUAUUAAGUAUAUCCCCCUUACUUUCCUUACACAUCUCUGGUGGUUACGCAGUUCGAGGGCUGGUAUAAGAUCAGCUACGGGCAUGGCCAAGUAACUGACCCACAUUGUUAUAAAAAUAUUUUUAUUACGAUGGGCCCACUGAGGCAUCAUGCUCAUCUUGAAGGAAACGCGUACUAUUCGGCAAGUGUUUAGUAUAGCUGCUUUUUGCGUUGUGAUUUAAGUAACUAUUUUCCGGAAGAUCGAUAAGUUUUAGGCUAUGGUUUAAGUAUUUAGGUAUGACACAUUUAUUUUUGUUAUUAUUAAUAAAUAUACUUAUUCGCAA